Messenger RNA from Xiphophorus hellerii (green swordtail), 5705 nucleotides. RefSeq names its product cadherin-like protein 26. Gene Ontology annotation, cellular component: plasma membrane; catenin complex; adherens junction. Gene Ontology annotation, biological process: cell-cell adhesion mediated by cadherin; cell-cell junction assembly; multicellular organism development. Gene Ontology annotation, molecular function: cadherin binding; calcium ion binding; beta-catenin binding. The record is from RefSeq and is a predicted model, not a curated record. The coding region runs from base 2748 to 5234 and encodes 828 amino acids. Lineage: Eukaryota; Metazoa; Chordata; Actinopteri; Cyprinodontiformes; Poeciliidae. The transcript has 14 exons.
CCAGCUUUUUAAUUCAUAUUCAUUUAACUCCUCGGCGUGAAUUUCUUUUAUUUAAGCUUAUGUCGUACACUUGUUUUUUAUUCUCUAUUUACAACCACAGCAGGAAGUUGUUUGUAAAUAUAAAAGUAAUAAUGAGAAACUGUGUGUUUGCUGAAUUAAAAACAAAUUAUGUUGGCUAAAUCCAAAAUUUGGUUUACAGAUUUCUUUAAAAAAGCCUGACUAAUCUAAAUAGCAAAAUUUCAAAUGAAUUGACAAUUCCAAAACAAUAUUUUAAUUCAGAGUGACACUUUUUCCUGCAAAACCAGUUUGCUCUUUGUUAAACUGGGUGGUUGGCUUGUUUUAUAUUUCCCAGGUAAGGUGUUGUCUUGUUACGCAUAAUCUUUUUCUUCAGAAAUUAUUUCAUCACCGCUGCCAGUAACAGGUCACUAAAUGAACCAUAGCACUGAGGGUAGCCUUUGAUGACACUCUGUGUUUUGGCUUUCUGGGCAGGUAUAGUCAUGUGAAAUAAGUGAUUAAACUCACUGGCCUUUGAUAGAAUGUUAAAGGCAAGAUAAUCAGUAAAAGUGCAGCUUUUUACAUAAGAACCAAAGAAGGGGUCAACAACGCAAUAACUUACAUGAAGUUAUGGUUCUUUAAGAUUUAUAAAAAGUAACUGACUGCAGAAGAUGGACAUUCAUACUGACAAGGUAGGCGGUGAUGGCAAGUGCAGCUGUGUCUACUCUCCAGUAGCUUGCCACCAUCAAAUGCAAAUGCAAUUUGCUUUUUGGGCCCCGUGGAUUUCAAAAAGCACUACACAAGUACAGGACAUUUACCAUUUCUGCCAUUUUUACUAUUAAAAUAAGAGUUGUACCUUUCCACUGUAACCAUGAGCUUAGUCAGCAUAAAAGGUAGCUGCAAAGUCAAUGACUGAAUACUGAGUUUCAUUAAACAGUCAGGUGCCAAAGUAAUCUACGUUUCUCAAAAGAUAUGGUGCUGCUUGCUGCCUUGAAUGUUGUUAGUGCUGAAGUUCUUAACAGGAAGAGGAACCCAUAAAUCAAAUUCUGCUUAAAGCCCCAUGUAACAUUGAGCCAGCCCUCGUUACGAUCCUUCAACUACCUUUUAACAGUACAAUGCUAAGAAAACAAGAAAAUUUCAAAAACUUUACUAAUAAAGGAACAUUUGUCUCCCCAGUCAAAAUUAAUAGUGAACAUGUAGAGCAGGUCAAAAUCUACAAAUAUCUAACAGUUGAAAUUGACAAUAAAUUGUGUUUAAAUCAUUGUGCAUACAUUAAAUAUAGGGAACACCAACAGAGGAUGCACUUUCUCUGAAAACUAAACAUGUUGAGAUUAGAUAGUAUUCUCUAAAUAUUUUUAAAAAGCUCUUUACUGAGUGCUUGAUUGGACUUGUUUGCACUUUUGAGAACAGAACAUUACUAUUUCAACAUUAAAUACAGCUGUUCACCCCUACAUUGUUGCCCAGGGCAGAAACAUACUUCCAACUGGCUGUCUGAGUCACAAUCCCCACCUACCAGUACUCCCUGCGAAACCACCUUUUGUGUAAUAUGAUUGUUAAAGAAGACAUUUCCAAAGUAGGGUGCUGUUGUUUUGUUUACACCUAAUUUUUUUUUUCUCCAUGAGAAUAUAUACAUUUGUCAUUAAUGUCUAAAAGGUGUGUUGACAUAGGAAACUGCUGUCACUAUUAAAUAAAACUGAAAAUACUUGAUUCUCUUAACAACAUUUUAUUAAAAGUUAUAUAAACCACAUUUAAAAAUGGUUUUAAAAUGGGACAAUUAAAAUAGGGUAAACUGUAAUUUGUAAUUUUUGUAAUUUAUGAUAAAUAAUAACCUAGACAGCAAAAUCUAUAUGUUCGGCUCCCUUGUAGAGAUUUGUAGAAUUACUUAAAUUGAAUUAAUCUUUUUAGGUGUAUUCUGUCAGUGUGUCUGCAUAUUGGCAUAAACAUGUCAUGGCAUGUGUUAUUACUGAAACAUCUUUGAAAAGUUAAUAAAAUAAAUAUAUACAAAAUUUGUGUUUAUCAAAUGCAUCAGUGAUACAAAUUAGUGACAAUCAUGAUGUUCCUGACAUAAUAUUUCACAUCUGUAUUUUGUUUUGAUACCAAAAGAUGGCAAUGAAGCACAAUGAUCUGGUACAAUCAGUCAGAUUGUAACUGGUGGUCACAAUCUGACCACCAGUUAAGCCCGACUGCCUGGAACUUCGUAGACAUUAGAAAUUCAAUCGACAUGUGCACCACUCCUAAAAGAUCAAAGUGACUAGCCCUCAGAUAUCAAAGCAAUGACCCGAUGAUAAACAUUAAGAACAUUACAAAAGUAACAUCAUUUCUAAGGAAAAUAAUGAGUUCAUAGUUCUUCAGAUUACGCACAAUAAAAACACACACACCCAGUUUCAAAGUUUUUUUGUAACUUGUCUUAAUCAUCAUUUUGCAGUGAUCUAACAUUCCCACCCACUCAACAUUGUCAUAUUCUUAAAGCUCACUUCAAGAUCCAACACUGUCAAUGAACAUAUUCAAACACAGGCUGUUGUGUGCAGGACUGACAACGUAUUGUUUGAAUCUAAUAUGGAAAUGAAAACAUUCUGCCUUUUCUUUAUCCUGGUAAGUGAUUAGAGCUUCUGUCUUUUUAACUGAGGUGUCACCAUCAUUUAUAAACAAGUUUUCUUGUUAGGUAAUUCUCUGUAUUGCUUGAUAAUAAUUUUAUUGUUCUGUUAAUUUGUCUGAAAUUAUUAGAAAAUGUUUUACCAAAGUUACAUAAGUUUAUGCGAUAUGCACAGUGUCUUGGAAUCCAGCUGUCAGUAUCAGACAUACUGCUGCGGCAAAAGAGGAACUGGGUAAUAGAAACCUUUACUUUUGAUGAAGGCUAUAAUGGACCUUAUCCAUUGUAUUUGGGCAGGAUUAAUAUUGCAACCGAUAUAAGACUUACUGAAAUACAUGGGCCAGGUGUUGACAAGGAACCUCUGAAUUUAUUCAAAAUUGACAACAAUACAGCAAAGAUCUGGGUCAUGCAGCCAGUGGACCGUGAGAAACAUGAUCAUUUUAAGCUGAUAUUUCAGGCAUUUAAAAAAGAAAAGGGUGAUAUAAAUGAAGAAAUGGGAAUUAAUAUUGAUAUUAUUGACACGAAUGACAACGAACCAAAAUUUAACAAUCACAUGUAUGAGGUCACCAUAGAAGAGACACCAUCACAAAGUACUGAGUUGAUCAAUGUUACAGCAACAGAUCAUGACAGUACCGAGGAGAACAGGAAAUUUAGCUUCAGUAUAGAGUCAGUGAGUCCGACUCCACAGAACUUUGAAUUCAUUAUAAAUGAGGAGCCUGAUUCUGGAAACGGGACCAUUUCAUUCAAAGGGUGUCUGGACCACGAGAAGGCACAGAAAUACACCCUUAUUGUGAAAGCCAGAGACCAUGGACAACCGAAACCACUCUCCAGUUUUACAACAGUGAUAAUCAAUAUAGCGGACGGAAACAGACAUCUUCCAGUGUUCACAAAGCAAAAAGGCGAAACAAGUGUAAAAGAAGGACUGCAAGGUGUACUCAUUUCACGUCUGCAAGUUACAGAUGAAGACACCACAGGUACAAAGGCCUGGAGAGCAAAAUAUAAAAUCCAAGGAGAUACAAACAACAACUUCAGAAUUGAUACUGAUCCUGAGACAAACGAAGGUCUACUCUAUGUGCAAAAGGCUCUCGACUAUGAGAAAGAUCCUUUGAAGAACAUCAUCAUCUCUUCAGAGAAUGAGAUUCCCUACUUUACUUGCAAAGUCAUAAACCGCAAUACUGCUGGUCUUUGGGAAAUUAAGACUGUCAAUGGUAGCACUUUCAGUGAGGCACAAGGUGUAACUGGAACAAAAGAAAUGCGUUUGUCCACCUAUUACCUGACAGUGAAUGUUGAGGAUGUCAAUGAACCCCCUGUCUUUGAUCCAUCAAACAAAACGGUUACCGUAUUUGAGGAUGUUGCGUUGGGUUACUAUUUGGAGAUACUAAUUGCUAAAGACCCUGAUGUUAAUGGUGCAAAUCAAAUCCGAUACAUGAUUGGAGAAGAUCCAGCUGGUUUUGUUACAGUGGACUCCAACUCAGGAAAAAUAACCACAUCAAAGAGUUUAGACCGAGAGUCACAGUUUGUUAAAGAUGGACUGUAUGUCAUCAAAAUAUAUGCCACUGACAAUGGUGAACCGUCCCAGACUGGCACAGCAACACUCAGCAUCAAGAUUAUCGAUGUAAACGACAAUGCUCCAUCCUUGGACAAAAGCUUUAUUGAUAUGUGUCAAAGAGAUAAAAUCUCAUCGGUUAGUGUCACAGCUUUAGAUCCAGAUACAGAACCAUACAGUGGGCCUUUCUCGUUCAAGCUUCUUGGAGAUGUUAAGGACAAAUGGAGAAUUGAUCCUGAAAAAGGCUAUUCCUUCAAGCUUGUGAAUGAACACAAUGCUUCCCAAACAAUUAUGAUUUUUGGACAUUAUGAGUUGCAGCUAGAAGUGUCAGAUCUCCAAGGAAAAACAGCUGUCCAUAGCUUGUCAGUUAGUGUGUGCAAAUGCUCCAAAACAACUAAGCCAGACUGCAGACUCCAGAAAGAUACUGGAUCCAGACUCGGACCAGGAGCUCUGGGAAUUUUAUUUUUAAGCAUUAUACUGUUCAUAGGCUUUCUGCUUUUAACUUUUCUGAUGUCGUGUAAGCCUGAGAGGAUACCCUUCCCAGAUGACAUUUCAGGGCAAUAUUUAAUGAUGAGUAACACAGAGGGACCUGGAUCUGAUUGCAAAUUGCCUUUAGGAAAACUGGACCACAUUGGUCAUGGACGACAGAAGCAGGUACCUCAAGGCAAGCCAUUGAUAGUGAUGCCGACUAUAGAUGAGCAAUGGAUGAUUUCCCAUGGAUCUUCUAUUUCAGGCAUGAAGAAGAGACAUCAGCAGCAAGAAAUAAAGAAAGCAAACCAAAAGGUUAGGAUACUACAAAGCCAACAUGUUUUGGAAGAGCUACUGCUUAAUCUAAUGAAAACAAAAGUACUCACUUUGGAGGAAUCGGGCAAGGAGUUGGGUGAUUAUGAACCUGUCAUGUACGCUGAUGAGGGAGACUCUGAGCACAAGUUUGAACUUGAUACUCUCUCUGACCCUGGAGUUUCCUUUGACCAAGACAUGGAAUUGGAUUACAAGUUUUUACCUCUGGCCUCAAUCUGUUCACCUGACAUUGUUGCCCGAAGCACAGAAACUUACUUCUGUAAAGAGCAGAGUUUGGUACAGCAGGACAUAUUUAUUUUAUGAAUCUAAUGUUUAAUCUCUUGAUUUUUGUAAUGCAAGCAAUCUUGAAAUUAGCCAUACUGUUAUUUAAAAAGCUUAAAAUGGUCUUUGAACAAAACUAAAUAUGUAGAAGUGAACUUUUUGAUGUAAUUAUGCCCAAAACAUAGAGCUGGAGGCUAAAGAUUAACAGCAUUUUUUACAUCACCUAUCUGAAAAGAAACUAUUUGAAGGUGGCAUUAAAAGAUUGUCAGCAUUUGUAAAGAAAGGCCAAUAAAAACUGCACUGACUGAUGUGUGUUAUUGGUCUAGUUAAAAAACUGUACAUACGAUUCCAAUACUGUUUGAUGGAUGUGCUUGUGCUGCUUGUAGUUCAUAUUUGGACAGAAAAUAAACCCGCUGAGUGUUGUACUUGGGAUUUUAUUGUGUAUAAUUUACUGUAAAAACAGGGAAUUGUGUAAAUUUAUGAAAAUAAACAAGUACAUUUUCUGCUUAUUCA